Molecule: messenger RNA, 543 nt
Organism: Alternaria postmessia
Lineage: Eukaryota; Fungi; Ascomycota; Dothideomycetes; Pleosporales; Pleosporaceae
Exons: 2
Coding region: 1-543 (180 amino acids)
Biological process (GO): mitochondrial respiratory chain complex IV assembly
Cellular component (GO): mitochondrion; mitochondrial inner membrane
Source: RefSeq, a predicted model, not a curated record
AUGGCCGACGACACGCGGAAUACCGUCGAUGUGAAUGCGCUUCCACCAAAGCCCCGCGCGCCCGCCAACACCAUGCCCGGUGGCACAGCACAUACAGCAGGAGGCGAAAAGACUUCAGACGGUGGUCCCACAUACAUCGACGCAGUACGGAGUCUCGGACCAGAAUACUACUUAAACUUCCACAAGCGACCAUGUGUAAGAGACAGUCAAUUGCAAGGACUCGCAGCAGGGUUUGCAGGAGGAAGCUUAGCUGCUAUAAUAGGCAAGCCGGUCAUCACAGCCUCCAACUGGGCCGUAGCAACCUGGUGCGGUGUGUCCGUCGUCUCCUACCAAGUAUGCCAGUACUACCGAUCGAAAGAAAAGGCCGGCAUAAAACAAGCACAAGAGCUCAUGGAGAAGAAGCGCGCAACUAUCGAGGCGAAGAAAGAGGCACGACGGAGAGCGAGGGAGGAACAGGAUCGACUAGAGGCAGAACGAAGGGCAGAAGAGGAGAGGAGAAAGAGCUGGAGCUAUUGGUACCAGAAGAACGUCAAGUUUUGGUAG